Cucurbita pepo subsp. pepo (vegetable marrow) is the source of this 1002-nucleotide messenger RNA. RefSeq names its product UPF0481 protein At3g47200-like. Lineage: Eukaryota; Viridiplantae; Streptophyta; Magnoliopsida; Cucurbitales; Cucurbitaceae. The record is from RefSeq and is a predicted model, not a curated record.
AUGGAAAAGAAGAAACAUGAAGCAUUUCAGUACUUUAAAAAGCGCUGCGGAUUGACCACUGAAAAGAUUGUGCAUGAGUUGUGGAACAUGUUGGGAGAUCUGCAGAGAUCGUAUGAUAACCUUGAGGAUGAAUGGAAAACAAAACCAGUCAAAUUUUUGGAGCUCAUGAUCUUGGAUGGUUGUUUAAUAAUGCAUAUCCUUUUGGAAGAUACAUAUUUACCAAGAUUUAACAAUGUGGAUGUACAGCGAGAUAUGUUGCUGCUUGAGAAUCAGCUGCCCAUGAUGCUUCUUGACAAGCUGUAUUCCAUCUUAAAGGGACGGGAGAAAAAAGUCAAAUCACUUGUUUGGGAGUCGAGUAACUUACCCGCCUAUGCAAAGGAAAAGUUAAUGAAGAAGAACUACUCGCACCUUCUAGAUAUGUAUAGGGCGGAAUUGCAGUAUCACGAUGGGAAUAAACAGAAACUACUUCAUCACAUCCACUUGGGAAUAAUAUUCAGCGACUUGGAAAUGGGUCAUGAAAUUCAGCUAGCCACACGCUUCCAUAAAGCUGGGAUCAAACUCAAGAAAGGGUGUAACCUUAGGGACGUGAAUUUUGAUGAAAACAAAGGUGUGUUGAGCCUCCCGUUCAUCGAAAUGAAUGCUAACAUUGAAUCAGGCUAUUUGAACACGAUGGUAUUUGAGAAGCUUUCUGGGAUUAAGAACAAAGUAGGCUCUUACGUCAUCUUCAUGGGUAAUCUACUGGAGAAAAAUGAGGUAGAUUCAUUCUAUCAGCUGGCAAGAGGCAAGCUUUUGGACAUGUCGGGUCGCUACCCUUACAUCUACAAUUCAUUGAAUGAGCAUUGUAAAAGGCCAUGGAGAAUAUGGUGGACGACUCUCAAAGAUGUCAACUUUCAAAAUCCGUGGACCAUUAUCUCUACUCUUUCUGCUUCGAUCGGUUUUGUGCUCCUUAUUCUCCAAACCUUAUACGGAGUGUAUGGCUACUACCUCCCACGUCGAUCUUGA